Planococcus citri (citrus mealybug) is the source of this 1584-nucleotide messenger RNA. Its product is annotated as general odorant-binding protein 19d-like. Lineage: Eukaryota; Metazoa; Arthropoda; Insecta; Hemiptera; Pseudococcidae. The transcript has 7 exons. The record is from RefSeq and is a predicted model, not a curated record. Gene Ontology annotation, molecular function: odorant binding. Bases 496 to 942 code for a protein of 148 amino acids.
CGUUAAUCUGGACCUAAAAUUGUAAUAUUCGUGAAAAAUUACAUUACACGAGUGUAAAUUUGGUCAAGUCCGAAUAUAAUACCUAUACAUAUUUAUAAUUAACAACGCUUAAAGGUGCGUUGCGUUUAAAUUUUGGGCGAAUAUUUUGAAGGAUACGCGAUUCGAUUGUUGAUAUUAUCAACAAUUCAUUUAUAAUACCGUACAGGAUAUGAAUUCUGCCAUCGGUUUUUGUUAAUUGAUGACACGUACACAAAUUUAAUACCAUUGCAAAAUGCUUUUCAUCAUUUGUAAUAACUAUCGAAGUUUUUUUUUUCACUCUUAUUUUUUUUCAUUAAAUUCGUGAACCGGAACGAGUAAUAGAAAAGUAUCAAAAGGAUGCGCUGAUUUUGUUCAAUACAAAAAGGGCAUUGUUUUCUUUGUAAUCGUUUUAUAAACCAGUGCCACAACGAAAAUAAAAUUUAUUUUGGUCAAGUCUCAGGUAACAGUUCUUUCAACAUGGACGCUACGAAAUUCGCGAUACUUUCCAUACUCGUCGUUUUCUUCAACUUCAUCGACAACACGUUGUGUUCCGAGGAAGAAGAACGUAUCAAAGCAAUUUACUCGAAAUGUAGAGAAGAAACACAAAUAGACGAAAAUGAGAUGGAAACUUUUAGAAAAAUGGAAUUACCAACUUCUACUAAAGGAAAGUGUAUGAUGGGCUGCCUUAUGAGAGAAGCUUCGAUUAUUGUCAACGGCAGGUUCAAUAAAGAUGGAGCACUUCAAGUGGCAGAACGUUAUUAUUCUGGCAGACAAGAAGAACUGGAAAAGGCUCGAAUGGUUGUAGAUAUAUGCGAGAAAAAAAUCGAAUACGAAACCGAAGAAUGCGAAAUUGCUGGAAACCUUGCCUCGUGCGUGAUUGAAGAAGCGCAAAAGAUUGGAUUAACAUCUGUACCGAGGGGAUGAAAUGUUCUACUGCCACUUUGACAAUGAAUUUAUUAGAAGACCGUUGUAGAAGUUAUUUUUACGAAUUUGAAUUUUUUGUACCAUUUUAGUUCAUUGAAAAGUGUGUAAAACGAUUAUAAAAAUAUAUAUUUUUAUACAAUUUAUUACAAAAAAUAAAUAAAUAAGUACAAAGUAAACCUAUAGUUAUAAUGUAAAAUGUGAUUCGUGCGAAAUAAUACUCGUAAAAUGUACAAUUUAACAAAUUCUUCGACAUAUAAACCCAGCGAUUAAAUAAAUUAUAGGAAUUUGUACAGAAAAUCACGCCAGUUCGCGUUUACCGCAUUUACUCUUCUUACAAGGUACCUUCGAUCACUAUAAAAUAACUCCUUUUGCUUAUAUCAUUAAAGUUUUUCUUUUCUUUUUUAUGAGCUUAUAGUCGUUUGGUAGCCAACGAAACAUUUCAAACAGACCAGAACCCUUAAGUGUUAGUUCUGCAUGGUAUCUUUAUCCGUUAAAAGCACACGCACUUCGGAACUGACCUUUUAUUUUGUCCAUUAUCAAAAUAUGUAGGUAACCACUGCUUACCUACAUGUAUAUAGUAUCGAGUUGAUAAAUAGCAUUUUCACUUUCUGGUACCUACCAUAAAACGUCGUAUGGAUAAUA